Messenger RNA from Paramecium tetraurelia, 1665 nucleotides. RefSeq lists its product as uncharacterized. NCBI's taxonomy places the organism in Eukaryota, Ciliophora, Oligohymenophorea, Peniculida, Parameciidae. The transcript has a single exon. The record is from RefSeq and is a predicted model, not a curated record. Gene Ontology annotation, biological process: iron-sulfur cluster assembly. Gene Ontology annotation, molecular function: protein binding. Gene Ontology annotation, cellular component: cytosolic [4Fe-4S] assembly targeting complex.
AUGUUGAGAAUUGUAAUCAACAAUAUCAAAAAACCAAAAGAAAUUCCUGAAUAACAGAAUUCAAUUAGCGAAAUUCCUCCAGACACUCAAAUUGAUAAGAAUGAAAAAUAACAAUUUGUUUAGACUAAUUCGAUUUUAGAAUCAGAUAUUUUAAAGGUUACAAAUACAUUAGAAAUUAAAUAAAAAAUAGAACUUAGAAAAAACGAGAUAAAGGAAUUAGUCAAUAAUGAUAUUGCAAUUAAAAUUUAAGAAAUAGAGAAUCUUCAAAAACUCUUAAAACAACUCAAAAAAAUAGUAUUAUAAGAGGUAGAUUAGAUAAUUGAAGAAGCAGAAUAAUGGUCCAGAAGGUUAAAUUCUUUAAGGUUUGAUUAGAUUUCGAGAUGUCAAAAUAGUAAAGGUGUGAAGGAUAGUAAAAUUGCAGAUGAACAGUAUUUAAAAUGGUAAAUAGAUAAGAUAAAUUAAAAGAAUAGAUAUAUGAAGGAGAGAAUUAUCAAAAGAUUACAAAGAUUUAAGAAUUUCAAAGGAAAUGAAGAAUGUCUUACUCGAUUAAAUAAUAUUUAAAUCGAAGAUAAUAAUAAUGAAUAUAUUUUGAUAGAAGAGGAUGAGGAAGUAACAUCAAAUGAUUUAAUAUCUGUUAGUGAAGAAAAGAAAUAGGUUGAUUAAGUUUAAGAGAUGGUUGAGAUGAAGUUGAUUGAGAAUACAAAUAACAAAUAAGAUGGUAGAUGUGAGACAAUAGUUUUUGAUAAAACUGGAUCAAUCAUGGUUUCAAAUGAUAUGGAGUCAAUAAAAAUAUGGAGAUUUGAAAAAGGAGAAUUAACUCUAUUAAAUCAACUUUAAAUGCAUAGUCUCCAUGUUAAAUGUCUAGUUUAUAGUAAGUUCAAAAAUAACUUUAUUUCUGGUUCUGCAGAUAAGAAGAUAAUUUGUUGGAAAUAAGCCAAUGGUAAUAAAUGGCAUUCAAAUAUAUAUUAAUAUCAUAAUGAUACUGUUAAUUGUUUGAUAUUAAAUCAAAGAGAAGAUGAAUUGAUAUCAGGAAGUGAUGAUAAAUAAAUUAUCAUUUGGAGUGUGGAUUUUGUAAAUAACUACCUAACUUUUAAGUAAUCAUUGAAAUAACAUUCUGAAUAUGUUCUAUCAUUAAGUUAUAAUUAAUCUGAGACCUCUUUUGUAUCUUGUGGAUUCGAUUUAUAUAUUAUAUGGAAGAAAAAAUGUGACAAUGGUAACUAAUAAAUACUGAAUACAACUAAAUCUAGUGAAUCGCAGUACUAUUUAGAUCAAUUAAAAUAUUUACCCAAAGGAAAUAGAGUUAUUUUUAUUAAUGACUAGUAAUUUCUUUGGGUAACCUAAAAUUAGGGGAUUUUGGUCUUUGAAGAAAAAUGGUAAAUCUUCUAAAGGUGUAAGAGCAAGACUAUUCAUAUCAAGAACAAUGAUUGCGAAGAUCAAUAUUAUUUCCCUAUAAUAUACAAUAAAAAUAGGAAUUUCCUACUGAUCAAACAUAAAUAUCAUAUUUAUCUAAUUAGGGAAUUAGACAAUGGAAAAUUCAUUAUUCUAUCAUCAGUCGAUUGUGGAACCCAACACAAUUAUGGUGCUAUGACAAAUGAUGGAUAAUAUGUAGUAUUUUGGGAUUAGAAAUUAAAGAAAUAUUCAACUUAUCAGGUAACAAAAGUAUGA